AUGGAUAACUUCAAUGUUGUUGCCAAUGAAGACAAUCAAGUGAAUGAUGUGAAGCCUCCACCACCCCCACCGCGAGUGUGUGCAAGAUGUGAUUCUGAUAACACAAAAUUUUGUUACUACAACAAUUAUAGUGAGUUUCAACCGCGCUACUUCUGCAAGAACUGUCGAAGAUACUGGACUCAUGGUGGGGCUUUAAGAAACGUACCAAUUGGUGGGAGUAGUCGUGCCAAGCGGACAAGGAUAAAUCAACCUUCAGUUGCUCAGAUGGUUUCUGUUGGAAUCCAACCAGGUAGCCAUAAACCUUUCUUUAAUGUUCAAGAAAAUAAUGACUUUGUUGGAUCUUUUGGUGCUUCAUCUUCAUCUUUUGUUGCUGCUGUAGGGAACCGUUUUAGUUCUUUGUCUCAUAUUCAUGGUGGUAUGGUAACAAAUGUGCAUCCAACUCAAACUUUUCGACCAAAUCAUCGCCUAGCUUUCCAUAAUGGAUCAUUUGAGCAAGAUUAUUAUGAUGUUGGGUCUGAUAAUCUUUUGGUAAACCAACAAGUUGGUGGAUAUGUUGAUAAUCACAACGGUUAUCACAUGAAUCAAGUGGAUCAAUACAACUGGAACCAGAGCUUCAAUAACGCUAUGAACAUGAAUUAUAAUAACGCUAGCACUAGCGGAAGGAUGCAUCCUAGUCAUUUAGAGAAGGGUGGUCCUUGA
Arabidopsis thaliana (thale cress) is the source of this 699-nucleotide messenger RNA. It is a transcript of the gene DOF4.3, whose product is annotated as Dof-type zinc finger domain-containing protein. Gene Ontology annotation, biological process: regulation of DNA-templated transcription. Lineage: Eukaryota; Viridiplantae; Streptophyta; Magnoliopsida; Brassicales; Brassicaceae. Gene Ontology annotation, molecular function: DNA binding; DNA-binding transcription factor activity. The record is from RefSeq and is marked reviewed. The transcript has a single exon. The coding region runs from base 1 to 699 and encodes 232 amino acids. Gene Ontology annotation, cellular component: nucleus.